Molecule: messenger RNA, 1119 nt
Organism: Lachancea meyersii CBS 8951
Lineage: Eukaryota; Fungi; Ascomycota; Saccharomycetes; Saccharomycetales; Saccharomycetaceae
Source: the annotation of a GenBank genome assembly
AUGUUACUCCACAGCCUGACUUCUCGCUCUGUGCCCAGAGUAUACAGACCAUUAUUGUCUCCGAUAGCUUUCAAUAAUGCAGGACAUUCGAUUGGCUCAUUAGGUCUUUCAUGGCCGUCUCUGCUCCAGAAACGAGCGGCAAUAACUCCAGCGAUCGCAGUCCAUAAGAACCUGGUAGGCAAACAACUGACUUUCAAAAGAGCCCUUUUCGUAGAUUGUCGACCAAAACGAGGUGUUAUAUCGCAAAAACAUUUCCAGCAAAGCUUUCGUCAAGGAGUCCAGAGGGCAUACACGCGAAUUUAUGGACCUCCCAAAACCCCUCGGGCAUUUGUUCUGUUGACAGUGGCGGGAGCUGUGAUUUUGCUGGUAGUUGUGCUCCCGUUUGUACUCACGUUCUUCUUCCCCUUGAUCAUUGCCGGGAUUGUUGGUUUCCAGCUCAAGAGGCGCAAGACCAGCGCGAUGAUGGCAGAGCUUCAUCGAAGUCUUCAAACAUCUAAUAGAAACAUCAGACAUAGUACAAUACUGGGAAUUCAAUCAAAGGCGUUUGAGUCGAUAUUCCAGCAAGAACAUUUCCCCAAUGGCAUGUUUGGUGGUGUUUUGAACGAGUUCAAAAGCCGCCGGCUCGAUACGGCCAAGACGCGUCGCGAGGUCGAGGCAAUGUUCAGCUACGUGAACUCCAGGGUUCUCGAUGCCUUCAAAGUCAACGAAUCUGGAGUGCGGGACUGCUUUCUGGGAACCGAUGUUUCAAGCUGGAUCGAUAACAGCUACGAUUUAGAAAUUAAAUUCGAUAUUCCGCAGACUCGUGGAAAGAUCGUGGAAGGCGUGUUAGUGAUGAACAUCGAAUUUCCUUUGCUGCUGCGGUCCUCAAACCAAUCUUCCAAGCAAUUGGCGACGGUAGCUAUUGCAUUUCAAGAUCGCAGCUUGGCAAAUGAAAAUGUGGCAUCUUUCGAAAUUUUCAAGGACCUUGCUCGCAUGGACAAAGAGUGCCCAAUGGUUUUAAGCAUUCGGCCGUACCGCACCCUUUCUUCGCGAUUGUUCAUCCUGCAAGACACAGGCAAAGGCCUGUUUUCUGUGAAGAAGACCAAUGAUGGACAUCGGGAGUUCACAUACAAUGGGUAA